Messenger RNA from Dothidotthia symphoricarpi CBS 119687, 540 nucleotides. Its product is annotated as AhpC/TSA family protein. Gene Ontology annotation, cellular component: cytosol; peroxisome; cytoplasm. Gene Ontology annotation, biological process: hydrogen peroxide catabolic process; cellular response to oxidative stress; cell redox homeostasis. The transcript has 6 exons. Lineage: Eukaryota; Fungi; Ascomycota; Dothideomycetes; Pleosporales; Dothidotthiaceae. Bases 1 to 540 code for a protein of 179 amino acids. Gene Ontology annotation, molecular function: thioredoxin peroxidase activity. The record is from RefSeq and is a predicted model, not a curated record.
AUGUUCGCUCCCAUCCGCCACCUGCCCCUAACGCGCAUUGUCGCUAGUCACCGCCUCUUUCAUGCCUCGGCUCCCGCUUUCGUGAAAGUAGGCGACAAGAUCCCCAAUGUCGAACUCAUGGAGGACUCGCCUGGCAACAAGGUCAAUCUCGCAAAAGAGCUGACUGGAAAAGGAUUGAUUAUUGGCGUCCCCGCCGCCUAUUCUCCUGCAUGCUCUGAGAACCAUAUCCCGGGUUAUAUCAACGCUGCCAAACUCAAGGACGCCGGCAAGGUGUUCGUCGUCUCAGUGAACGAUGCUUUUGUCAUGAAGGCGUGGGGCAAAGUCCUCGACCCAUCAGGCUCCAGUGGCAUUCGCUUCAUCGCCGACCCCAGCUUGGCCUUCACAAAGGCUCUUGACCUCUCUUUCGACGGGGCCAAAAUAUUCGGUGGUGACCGCUCCAAGCGUUAUGCAUUGGUGAUCGAAGAUGGCGCUGUCAAAGAGGCUCAUGUAGAACCAGAUAACACUGGCUUGAAUGUUUCCGCCGCUGACAAGGUUCUUUGA